Messenger RNA from Papilio machaon (common yellow swallowtail), 2185 nucleotides. Its product is annotated as solute carrier organic anion transporter family member 1B1-like. The transcript is spliced from 12 exons. Gene Ontology annotation, cellular component: membrane. Gene Ontology annotation, molecular function: protein binding. Gene Ontology annotation, biological process: transmembrane transport; sodium-independent organic anion transport. The coding region runs from base 93 to 1898 and encodes 601 amino acids. The record is from RefSeq and is a predicted model, not a curated record. NCBI's taxonomy places the organism in Eukaryota, Metazoa, Arthropoda, Insecta, Lepidoptera, Papilionidae.
AGGAAACUUAUAAUUUUGAUGAAAAAAGGUGUAGAAAAUGAUGAUUUUCUGAAGAUCAAAAAGUUAUAUUGAUUUCGUCAAAAGAAAACACAAUGUCGUCAACAGGGAUAUCUAAAUAUAAUACAGUGAAGACAAAGGUUAAGGGAUGUCUUUUCAGCAGUACUUUUAUCCCGGAAAGCUUUCGCGGGACAAUGAUCGGCAUUAUUAUAACUGUGACAAUGGGUGAAGUAGUUGCCUACAGACUACUCAAACAGAACAUUAAAGCUGGCGAUCUGCCUCAUUAUCUACCUGAUUUUUUGAUACUUCUGCUGGCGUUGCUGGAGGCGCUGUUGUCGCCAUUUAUCGGCUGGUUGGGCAGUAGCCGGCGGCGUGGCGUGGUGGUUACAAUUUGUCUCGUCUCCAGCGCUAGUGCUCUGAUGUUGUUUGCUCUGCCUAAAGUAGCUCUGCCUGAAAGUGUUGGAUAUUGUAAUGACAAUAACACGACUCCAGAAUUCGGACUAACUCCCAGUACUCCGUUCAGAUUGUCCCUCAUUCUCUACACAUUUAUAGUUUUUGGUAUUACAAGAGUUAUUAUAAUUUGCCACGGUAUUAUUUACAUGGACAAUCGUGCACCUGCUAGAUUAAGCAUGCAUUUUGGUGUUCUUUCAACUUAUCGUCUCAUGAGUCUCGUUGUCGCUUACAACGUUUUUACACCUACCGUGGAGACCAACUUGACUGUACAAAUUUUACUGAUUGCCGUCAGUAUGGCGCUCAGUGGUCUCCAGAUCUACGUGAGCACUCCAAAACCCAAAGAGGAGGAGGAAGAACCCAAAAUCAUCAUGAAUGAUAAAAGUGAGACUUCGCCUUUCGUUCCUAAGGUCGUCAAUACUACGUCAAGUUUAGGAUUUGGUUUUGCUUCGAGUGUAUAUAGGGUGUUUUCCAACAUGUUGGUAACGACGCAGAUGGUCGCUAUGGGGCUGAUAGCGGCUGCAGUCUGGGGCUUUGCUUACUACCAGACUGACUAUCUCAGGGCAAAAUUCUAUUUACAUUUGGAUAGAAAUGGUGCAUUCAAUAAUGCUGAAAUGUUACGAUACCACGCUGUGGUACUCGCGGUAGCGUAUAAGGGCUUGAGGUUUACGCCACCAUUGAUGCCGAGUGUCAUCAGGCUCGACGUUCUAAAGCAUACAGCUACAAUGUAUUUAUUCUCCAUCAUCGCAUACGUUGCGUUAACGCUUGCGACCAACUGCAACACCGGCAGCUUGGCUGGACUCCAGGGUAACCACUACAUGCAACCACAGUGCAGUCAGACUUGCGGAUGUGCUCCGCAGUGGCAGGAGUUUGCACCAGUGUGCGUGGCCGAUCAGAUGACGACUUAUGUCUCACCUUGUCACGCUGGUUGCUCCGGCGUAGAAGAAGUGGACGGUUUGCAUGCUGUGUUACCUUACAGAGUAUUCACCAACUGCACUUGUACAGCAUCCCAUCACGCAAUCAAAGGGCCCUGCAGUACUGACUCCUGUACCGGAGCUUACCAGUUCCAUCAAAUGCUAUUCGCAAUGCUACUAUCUUUUGCUGCUUUGUCUUUCCAAGCGCAAGGCACUUUGCUUCUGCGCGUUGUGGAGCCGCGCGAUAAAUCAGUUUUGCUCGGGCUGGCCGGCGCCUUCAUAGCUUUGUUCGCAUUUGUCUUUGGACAUCUUAUAUUUAUUAGAAUAAGCGAUACGAAUUGUAUCUUGUGGCAAGGUGGUAGAUGUCAUCUGCACAGCAAGCAGCAUCCGUACGCGAUGACCAUCGCCAGCGGCAGCAUGGUGGUCUUCGCCUUCAUCAUCACCGUUACUACCAUCGUCUGCAUCAAGCUGGCUGACCGGCGGCGCGCUAAUACUGCUCAAGUCGAGCUCAUCAGCGAAUCACAAAUAACGAGAUAGUAAUCAAAGACUCAUUAAAUGUACUUUCAGUUAGGUUGUUAAGUUACUGCAUUCAGACUCAUUACGUGGUCUCCCUCAGCGUAUUUAAUAUAAAAACUACACCACCACUGCUCUUGAGACUCCCAAGGGAAGUGUUUCCGUCCAUGUAUGGCAGAGGGCUUUCAAGAGUAGAGUGAAUAGGCACUUACAAAACUAACGCAUACAAUCUUUCGGUUAUUGUUCAAGAGCUAGUUAAUUCAUAAAAAGCGUAUGAUUACUCGAUUGACUUUUAAUGCGUCAGAUGAUAC